This is a messenger RNA of Xenopus laevis (African clawed frog), 2504 nucleotides long. It is a transcript of the gene rbm12b.S, whose product is annotated as RNA binding motif protein 12B gene 1 S homeolog. The transcript has 3 exons. The record is from RefSeq and is a predicted model, not a curated record. Bases 429 to 1688 code for a protein of 419 amino acids. Gene Ontology annotation, molecular function: RNA binding; nucleic acid binding. NCBI's taxonomy places the organism in Eukaryota, Metazoa, Chordata, Amphibia, Anura, Pipidae.
AAUUCACAACGCAGCGGUCACAUGGUAGGAUCACAUGUUCGUGACGUAACGAAGGUCCUUUCCGAGCAUAGGAACUAGCAGCUACAGUUGAGGAAGACGCUGCUUUUUAGUUAGGACCGGAAGUAGCGGAAAAGCAUCGAUAUUAUUGCCCGUUUUUGAAUUCUUUAGCUGUUUAUUCAGCAACACUCCAGUUUGCAAUCAAACCAGGUUGCUAGGAUUACAUUUACCCUAGCAACUAGGCAUUGUUCUGAAUGAGAAACUGGAAUACGACUAGGGGAGGGCCUGAAUUGAAAGUUCAUUAAUUACAUAGUAGCGAACAAUGUUAAUGACCCCCAUGUACAAGCUGGAAAGAGGAAAAGAAGGCAAGAAAUCAUUCAAAACUAUUAAAAAGAAGACCAAUUGAAAAGGUUGUUCAUUUUGUAUGAAGAAUGGACAAAAUCAUUCGCUUAGAGGGCCUUCAUGUCGCUGCCGACUCUACUGAUAUUGAAGAAUUUUUCAAGGGUUUAAGUGUUUCCGAUAUUCAGAUUGUUCGUGGGGAACGUGGAGAAGCUUAUAUUGUAUUUGCUUCUGAUAUGGAUGCACGUCUAGCCAUGAAAAAGUCCGGCAGCUGCAUAAAGAACAAAAGCAUUGUCCUUUCACCGAGUAACAACAUCGAAAUGCUCUGCGCAUUUGAGGCCUAUAGAAAAAAGGUGGAAAAAACUCUGGAAGCUGCAAAGCAACAAAGCAGAAAAAGAAAAUUAGAAAAAAUGCCUUUAGCUCAACCUGGCAGUUUGUAUGUAUGUUUAACUGGUAUGUCCCAGGACACGAAAGAAGCAGAUAUCAUAGAUUUGUUUAAUUCUUUAGCUGUAGAACAGAUAAUAUUUUAUAGAGGCCGCGAUGGCUCAAAAACUGGCAGUGGUUUUGUUAAGUUUACCAAUGCAGCACAUGCUACUGAAGCAGCCAGAUUUAACAUACGCAUUUUGGGUAAAAAAUGUUUAAGUGUUACGAUCGCUACUGAAGAGCAGUGGGUUAAAGCCGGUGGAACGGUGGAAAAAACCUCUAAGAUAAGGGAGGGUUUAACAAGUACAAUCACCUCAGUGCAGCAGCAGCCGUUAUAUAUAUACCUACUGAACCUGCCUCCUAAAGUUCAAAAAAGCAACAUACGGGAUCUCUUAGAGGUUCCUCAGUUAGAAGAUUUUAACAUUUCACUUCUAAAGAGCUCUGCAAAAGGAGAGGGAUUUGUAAUGCUCAAGAACGAGACACAGUAUCAGAUGGCCCUAUUGGCUCAUGGUAAAUACUUACAUGAUUAUCGCAUAUCCAUUCUUCCUAUUUCCAAAAAGGUGAUGUUGGACAUAGCCGUCUCCUAUACCAUUUCUUCACUUUCAAAAGACAUGUCUGCCUUCCCAUGUCCGCAAAGGUGCAUUCAUAUGAAAAACCUGUCUCCUGGAGUCACAAAGCAACACAUUCAGGAGUUCUUCGACGGAUUUCCUAUUGAAGAAUAUGAUAUAUUCUUGAAAUAUGAUAAAAUUGGGUACUUUUCCAGAGAAGCUCUGGUUAGAUUUCCUACAGAAAAAGUGGCAAUCUGUGCUGCAAGACUGAACAAGGAGUGGUUUAUGGGAACAGAAGUUUCAUUAAACAGUAUAACCGAGGACCAGAUAAGAGCCUUUAUUGGGGAUGCUUCACAUGAGCCCACUUUUGCCAUUCAUUAGUACAAUUGCUAUUGGAUGCUUACUUUAGUUGGUAUGAUCAAGAAUGUGAUAUCAUCAAGAAAAAUGUAGAGAAUAUACCCCCCUUUUUUUUUUUUUUAAAUAUGCUGUUUGCUGAUUGGUUGCAGUGGGUCAGUCAUACUAGUGAUGAUUUGUUGCAGUGAGUCAAUCAUUCUAGGGCAAACUUAGCACCUGUUAUACAUUACCCCAAAAAGUUAGAUUUUUGCCCUUUGCAGUAGAACACAGAUCCUGCCUGAGUGCUGAAAAAUGACUGCAGACAUACAGAACGCAGGAUUGGUUCAAGACCAUGGGUGCUUGUAAGCAGGUUAGGUCGCAGAUUUCAUUGUGUUUUUGUUUUUUUACUCAUUUACUUCUGGUUUAAUAUGAUGUCACUUCCAGAUUCUGAUUGGUUUAGUGGUGGUCAGUGGGUCAGGUAGUUCCCUUUAUGUCACACUAUGUGACCUGACUGAAUCCAGACUCCUGGACUAUUUACAACCCACCCUAAUUCAUUGUAUUAUCUCUACAAUUGAUCUCUAUCUAUCUGUAACUUCCUAAUUUAUUGCCCAUGAAUACCUUUCACUGAUCUAACUGUAUAUAUGCUGUGCUUUUCUAGCUUUCAUUUGUAUUUUGCCUGACAAAGGGGCCUUGGUGCUCCGAAAACUUGCAAUGUAUUUUUAUUGUUAGCCAAUAUAGGUAUCACUUCUACAAUACUUUGUAUUUGUUUGUUUUUUUUAUUUGUUAUUUUUGCUAUUGGCUAACACGGUAACACACUUUUUGUUUUGAGCUUAUUUUUUAUUAAAGCGUUCAUAGUUGUUGUCA